This is a messenger RNA of Phytophthora sojae, 588 nucleotides long. RefSeq lists its product as hypothetical. The record is from RefSeq and is a predicted model, not a curated record. Bases 1 to 588 code for a protein of 195 amino acids. The transcript has a single exon. NCBI's taxonomy places the organism in Eukaryota, Oomycota, Peronosporomycetes, Peronosporales, Peronosporaceae.
AUGAGCUGGCUGGCCAACCGGUUGAUGUUCUACCACCUCAACCGACCGCAACGCACACAAGUGGACGCAAUCGAGUUCCUGCAAGGCGCCAAGUUCGCGAUGGAGACGACGAUGAUGGCCAUGUACUCGCCAGAGUUCGCGGACUACGUGGCGCGUGAGGCGGAGGCGCCCGGCGCGUUGGAGCCCGACUGUGACGUGGCCAAGAUGCUGCACCAGUCGCUGGAGACGGUCAGCUACGAUGCCUUCAAGCAGUUCGUGUUGCAGUCUGCGAGCGCUGGAGUCCGAGCCGAGAUGAAGGAGAUCGAGAUGCACAGCGCACACCUUAUGAGUGUGCAGUACGAACGGAAAGCCAAGAGGUCAACGACGAACGCUAGUGGCGCCAGGGUGCUGGGCGUUCCGGUCCACGAGCGACUCAAGCUGGCGUUGCUGUUUGACAUCACGGAGCACGUGAGUUUGAAGCUGCCGGACUCGAACGAAGCCGAAGACGUCGCGGUGCGGCGCAACAAGGCCAUCUGGCAGUUUGAGUCCAAUGUCAGCACGCCUGAAGAUAUCGACUGGAUCAUUGAGCCGCUGCAUCUCGUCGCGUAG